AGUGGUUGUGGCGUGGCUUCUCUCCUCGUCGCGACGCGCCUUCUCACUGGCGAGGGGACGGACUGCUGCUGUGUGCUGGGCGGCCGUCGGGCCGGAAUCAUGAGCCCUGGGGGCGCGGGUUGCCCAGCUGGGCUGCUGCUGACCUUGGGCUGGCUGCUCCUGGCGAGCCUUCGGGCCUCAAGUGCGACGAACGUCACCGCCCUUCAGGACCCGGGUUUCACCCAAGGGGCCGAGAGCCAGGCCGAGAGUCAGGCCGAGAGUCAGGCCGAGAGCCAGGCCGAGAGCCAAGCCGAGAGCCAGGCGGAGGGCCAGGGCGAGGGCGAGAACGACGAGGACAGCUACAGCGAAGUGGAGGAGACAGAAGGCCCGACUGAGGCCACAGAUGAUGUUUUGAACAAGACAGUAGUCAAAGAAGUAGAAUUUGGAAUGUGCACAGCUACAUGUGGUAUUGGUUUUAGAGAAGUUAUAUUAACAAAUGGGUGCCCUGGAGGUGAAUCCAAGUGUAUUGUUCGGGUAGAAGAAUGCCGUGGACCAGUAGAUUGUGGCUGGGGUCAACCAAUUUCAGAAAGUUUUGAAAAUGUUAAACUGGCUUGCAUUCGUAUAUCUCCUGAAAAUCGGUUCAAAUAUAUGUGGAAACUUCUAAGGUCAAACCAACAACCUAUUAUACUUGCAAAUGAUUCAGCAAUCCUGGAAGUACGAAGAGAUGUUCACCCCCGGGCUUUUGAGUGUGACACUCUGGAUAGCAAUGAAGUGGUAGCAUCUGUUAGAUUCACUGUCUAUACAAUGAGUGAAAUGCAGAUGAGAUCAAGCCGAUCAGACACUGAUAUAGCCCUAGUAUUUGUGCUGACCACAGGAGUCUUUUUCUGUAUAUUCAUAAUCUUCAUAUUGAUCUUCAUAAUUAUAAAUUGGGUGGCAGUGAAAGCUUUCUGGGCAGACAAGGUGUCUACAACUGAAAUUCAUUCUGAAAUAAGUUCUAUGAAAUACAAAGAUUCAGCUUCUCUUGACCAGGCACCAACAGAAGUACCCAGACCGGAAGAGGAGGCAUUAAGUGAAUGGCAUGAAGAGGCCCCCAUACCUGUGGGGGAUGAAAGCUGAAGCAAAGAAUAG
Molecule: messenger RNA, 1107 nt
Organism: Octodon degus (degu)
Lineage: Eukaryota; Metazoa; Chordata; Mammalia; Rodentia; Octodontidae
Gene: Spaca1
Product: sperm acrosome associated 1
Exons: 7
Coding region: 100-1095 (331 amino acids)
Biological process (GO): acrosome assembly
Cellular component (GO): acrosomal membrane
Source: RefSeq, a predicted model, not a curated record